Messenger RNA from Microcebus murinus (gray mouse lemur), 878 nucleotides. RefSeq names its product serglycin (gene SRGN). Lineage: Eukaryota; Metazoa; Chordata; Mammalia; Primates; Cheirogaleidae. The record is from RefSeq and is a predicted model, not a curated record. Gene Ontology annotation, cellular component: secretory granule. Gene Ontology annotation, biological process: negative regulation of bone mineralization; secretory granule organization.
UAAAAGGGACAGAGAGCACAGUGCUACAUUUCCUAAUCGUGAGGUUGGCGUGCAGCCGGUGGGGCUGGAGUGAGCUGGUCGUGAUGCAGCGGCUACUCAAGUGCAGUGGGCUCGUCCUUGCUCUCGCCCUCAUCCUGGUUUUGGAAUCUUCAGCUCAAGGUUAUCCUAUGCGGAGAGCCAGGUACCAGUGGGUCCGCUGCAAUCCCAACAGUAAUUCUGCAAACUGCAUUGAUGAAAAGGGACCAAUGUUCGACCUUGCUCCAGGUGAAUCCAACAGGAUCUUCCCUCCAAGGACUGACCCUUUUUCAUUCCAGAAUAUGGAUGAUAUCUUCCCCAUUUCUGAAGACUUCUCUGGGUCAGGCUCUGGCUCCGGCUCUGGCUCCGGCUCCGGCUCCGGCUCCGGCUCUGAAUUUGGAAGUGGCUUCCUAACUGAAAUGGAACCAGAUUACCAGCCAGUAGAUGAAAGUGAUGCUUUCUAUUACAACCCUAAGUCUCUUGCCAGGAAUCUGCCGUCAAACAACCAGGACUUGGGUCAAGAUGGAUCCGAAGAGAAUUUUAUUAUAUAAAAGAGAGGGUUUCCCCACCUUGAUGCCAGGCAAUGUAUUCAGUAUGUUUGGGUACCAUGGUUAAAUGAUUUAUCUUGGGAGAAAGAGUUUUAUAGAAAUUGUAAAACAUUUUAAAAAGAAGCUUAAAUUUUAUCAUCUUUUUUUCCCUUGUGAAUUAUUAAAGAAUUAUUCUUUAAUUCUGUUAUCUAUCCUAUUGUUCUGGAAAAUACCUGCAUUUCUGAGUAUUAUAUUCAACCAGUAUCACUGUGAAAUUAAUCAGAUUCCCACAUCUAUAAAAUUGCUUUCAAUAAUAAAUUAUACUGUUUUUUAAAA